CGCACCACACACGUACCGCUGGAAACUUUCUCCUGAGAGAAAGUGCAAAAGUGUUUCACCUUUUCAAACUUUAGAAAUGUUUCUGUCGGAGUCUGACGAUGAAUUACAGGAGCUGGAGUGGGAUUCGGACUCUGAAAUCGACGUGACCGACUGCAGUUUUGAUGAUGACUACACACCGAGGGGGCUGGCCCGGGGGUCUCAGCCGGAAGACUUCACUGAUGAGGAUACUUCAGAUGAGGAGUGGGAGAGUACGCCUGCAAAGAGAAAAACCACCAGGAAGCGUAGGAGCCCUGCUUCUUAUUCUCCUGUGUCAUCACCACUGAAGUCCCCAUUUAAGAGUCCUCCAAGGAAGAAGAUCAACAAUGCAUCUAAAACCCCCAAAAAUAAUGUCUCCUCGAAUAUUGGCAAGACGUUCUCCUCUCCACGAGGGAGAAAUCAACGUAAAAAGACACAAACUUUAAAAAAGGGAAUGGAGGAAGCUGAUUUUGAAGACCGCUGGCAUGACAUUGAUGAAGAAGAUAUUGAACCUCCGCAGCCAAAGUUCAGACCUGAAAGAGAUGUCGGGCCACAGCUGAACAGAACUUCAUCUUACACACCACUCGAUCUCUUCCAGCUCUUCUUCUCUACGACAGUGAUCGAUACAUUGGUCAAAAACACCAAUAUCUACGGGAAAAAGAAACACCAAGGCAACAAGAAAAGCUGGGUGCCAGUCACGGCAGCAGACAUGUACUCCUUUCUCAGCCUCGUCCUCUAUAUGGGUAUUGUACCACUAAAAGCCAUGAGUGAUUACUGGAAAGGCUCCCAGCUGUUCAGCUUGCCAUUUCCUGGUUCUAUCAUGCCCAGAACACGGUUCACAACUAUUCUCAGCUGUCUACACCUGAAUGAUCCGGCAGUUGAAGCGGCCAAUGAGAAGAAAAAAGGGACAUUAAAGUAUGACAGAUUGUGCAAGGUUAAGCCACUUUAUGAGCAGAUUCUGGAGGCCUGCUACACUUUCUAUCAUCCUCAUCAGCACAUCUCUAUCGAUGAACGGAUGGUGGCGACUAAAGCAAAGACUGCACUGAAGCAGUACAUUAAAAGCAAGCCUACUAAAUGGGGAUUUAAGCUUUUUGUUUUAGCAGACUCAGCGUGUGGCUACACCCUGAACUUUUUUGUGUACUCAGGAAAAGAAAGUAAACCUUCAGGGAAAGGAAAUAGGUAUGACAUUGUCAUGAGACUGUUGAACAUCCCCUUUCUGGGCAAAGGAUACAAGCUCUAUGUGGAUAAUUUUUACACCAGUCCAAAACUCUUCUCCGACCUCCUGAAGAAGAACAUCUUUUCCUGUGGUACUGUUCGCACCAAUGUGGCUGGUUAUCCAAGAAAGAAACCGAAUGACAUCCCAGAGAAAGCACCAAGAGGAACCAUCCGCUGGAUGAGAAAAGGAGCGCUGCUGUUUGUGAAGUGGUUGGACACCCGGGAGGUGACCAUGUGUUCAACUAUGCACACAGCAUACAGCAACGACACAGCAAAUCGCAGUAUAAAAGGCGCAGAUGGAAGCUGGAUGGUGAAGCAAGUGCCUGUUCCAGGUUGCAUCAAAGAUUACAACAAGUACAUGGGCGGCGUUGACCUCUCAGAUGCUCUUAUUGGCUACUACAACGUCCUCCAGAAGACUACUAAGUGGUACAAAAAGUUGUUUUAUCAUUUUGUUGAUAUCGCCACCGUUAAUGCCUUCAUCAUCCAUAAGGAUAUGUGCAAACUACAGCAUCAGCAAGUAAUGUCUCAGAAGAAGUUCAGGGAAGAGCUGAUUUUGGCCCUGGCAGCCAUUGGGUCAACUCCAAACAGAGCAUCACCACAAAACCAUAUGGUAUCUCCUUUCCCUUUCAAAAGCCCCCAGAAGUCCCAGACAUCGCCUUUCCCCGCAUUCAGUGCACCACCCAACUCAACUUCCUUUCCAUUCACAGAGGAUCCCACUGGUAGCAGCCCUCAUCCUCUGCGUUUAGGUCACCUGCCAGCUUAUUUUACAGAGCACAUGAAAAACGUGCCUUUAAGAGACAGAGGCACUGCUGGCAGAAGGCAGUGUGUUCUGUGCAAAAUGAAGUCCCCGAUUUAUUGUAGGACUUGUCUUAAAACUCUGUGUUUAACCACUUCAAGGAACUGUUACAGUGAGUGGCAUGAAAGCAAUGGUAUCACUGUCUGAGCAACAAGACUCAAAGGGCCAGGCAUAAAGCAGCAACUAAAGGGCGUGGGGCCUAGUGAUUUGGGGCAUGUCUGAGUGUUUUGCUAGUUACUUGGCACACAAUGUGGGUGCAGAACAAAGUACAUUUUUCAGUGUAUCAUGACUCAAACCAAUCAGUUUACAGAACCUGUAGGCUUGUGUGUUGUGGAUUUCAUUCCUUUUUUCCCCAAAAUGGACCAGCCAGCUCAUCAGACUUCUCUCUUUUCAUUGUGCCUCUGAAUGCACAGAACAUUUUGUGAAAUAUCGUGAAGUUGAAUUUCACUGAAGCAUUCCCUAACACCAGACAUGACCAAAAAAGAUGUGCGAAAGCACAAAAGCAUUGCCCCAUUUAUCAUAAUCAUGUAGACAUGCCAAAAGGAUUACACGGGUGUUAACUCAUGUUCUGUAAGCUCAACUUCAAAAUAGAGUAGGCUGUAAAUGUUUACUUUUUCUCUUGGCUGUCUUCUAAAAGGCAUUUGUAAUGGACACUGGACAGCCUUCACGAAUGUCUGUAGGCUCCUUUGUCAGCAUCACUGAAAGUUAAGUGUAAGAUUGGUUAAAUAUCUCAAUCUCUGUUGCAUGAAAGUGUGCGAGUUUGUGUUCUUAUGUGCAUAGUAGACAAAACUUACACUUGGGCAGGCAUGUGUGGAGGCAAGCCUGGAAAACCAGAACAUAUAACUUCCUUUCUCCCAGCCCUGUUUCACACUGAAAACUAAAUUUUAUGCACUGAAAAGCACACUGAGCUGUUCUUGUGAACUCACUGAUGUAUGCUGACUAACAACUCAAAGUACCUCUCAAUCUUUUCUUAAAUGACAUUCAAGAACUUAAAGGAACUGUUAAGUGUCUUAAAGACCAGUUAGUGGUUUAUUACUGCCCAGAUUAAUCUUACUAUGUAGUGGUAGCUUUGCUCAGGAGCUGAUGAGCCUGAUUUAUAUCUCUGCAUCAAAUCUAUGCCAUAGCACAUGCCACAGGUUCUUUCAGCCCUGAACCUUUUGCGGAGGCCUACAUGCCUUAAUGAUUAUUUGAUUUUUUACUGUGAUGUGAAAUAUGCCAAUAUUUACGGAUUCAUUUUAUCAGAUGAUACCAAUGCUCAUAUAUGUAUUCCAGACCUAAAACUUAAGUUCCUUAAUCACACUGAAAGCUUAAGCAUAAAAAAAGAAAUACAUUCUAUCAGGAUGAUAUCAACAUCUGCAGAUUUACAGCUAACAUCUGUAGUGAUAAUCUACCUGCAUCACAUGUAAACAUUAACCAUGAGAAAAAAAUAAGUUAGUGGAGUUUUAGGCUCGUCCAACAGAUCUACGACUGCUUAAGUCUUUUUCUUUAUUCAUUGU
Cheilinus undulatus (humphead wrasse) is the source of this 3522-nucleotide messenger RNA. RefSeq names its product piggyBac transposable element-derived protein 4-like. The transcript has 2 exons. The record is from RefSeq and is a predicted model, not a curated record. Bases 77 to 2173 code for a protein of 698 amino acids. NCBI's taxonomy places the organism in Eukaryota, Metazoa, Chordata, Actinopteri, Labriformes, Labridae.